Cuscuta europaea is the source of this 4265-nucleotide messenger RNA. The record is from the annotation of a GenBank genome assembly. NCBI's taxonomy places the organism in Eukaryota, Viridiplantae, Streptophyta, Magnoliopsida, Solanales, Convolvulaceae.
GGCAUUUCCCACCAAACUGGUUUUUCAUUGGGUAUACAAAAUGGAAGUCAUUCCGGCACAGCUAAACUAGAUUAGAACUGCCGUAUUCUCACUCCCUCUCCAUUUGAACUCAAUGGCUUCGCGCCGACCGAGCAAUGGCAGAUCACCCUUGGUCAAUCAACAGCGCCAAAUCACAGCUUUUUUUGCCAAGACAACAUCGUCCACCCCUUCCCCAUCCCCUUCGCCCUCCUCUCUCACUCCCAAAUCUAGACCCAAACUUAAGAGUUCAAGCCCAAAACCUAGCCCUAGCACUAUCUCCAGUUCAUAUCCGAGCACACUCACGACCUCGCCACUCGGUUGCUCUGAUUCUACUAAGACUUUGUACCAGAAAGAGGUACUUAAUAGGAGGAUUAGGGUCUAUUGGCCUUUGGAUAAAUGUUGGUAUGAAGGAUCUGUAAAAUCUUUUGAUAAGACAUUGGGCAAGCAUUUGGUUCACUAUGACGACGCGGAGGAGGAGAUGCUGGAUCUUUCUCAGGAAAGGAUUGAGUGGAUUGAGACUCCAGUGGCUAAAAAGUUCCGCCGUUUGAGACGGCCUAGAGUGGUAGAAGACGAGGAGGAAGAGAAGCCGGAUGUUAUUUGGAAUGGUGUUGAUGACUUGGAAGAUGAAGAGUGGGGAAACAGUGCCGGCAAAGGAGCAGAGAAGGAUGAAGUUGGCAUAGGUGAUAUGGAUUUAGAAGCAGAAGAGGAAGAUAUUGGGUUAAGAAUAGGACUUCCAGGGCUGAACAAGAAGGCAGAAUCAGGGAAGAGGAAAUGUAGUGCAGAGCAUAAGGUACAGUCUACCUUGGUCAAGAAGAUUAAACGUGGUGGAAAUAAUAAAAGCACAAAAACAGAGGCACCCACCAUUGUUAAUCCAGAAUGUUUGAAGGAAUCAAACAAUGAACAGGUUUUAUCUGGCAAUGCAGUGGAAAGAUUUAGCAUGCGUGAAAUAGUGAAGUUCCCCUUCCUUGGAAAGGAUAGGAGAGAUGCAAAUCGAAGGCGCGCUGGAGAUGUCAAUUAUGAUUCGAGGACUCUUUACCUCCCCCCUAGCUUUUUAAAAGAUCUAACCGGUGGCCAGAGACAAUGGUGGGAAUUGAAGUCAAAACACAUGGACAAGGUUCUUUUCUUCAAGAUGGGGAAGUUUUAUGAGCUUUUUGAAAUGGAUGCACAUAUUGGAGCCAAAGAGUUAGAUUUGCAGUACAUGAAGGGAGAUCAACCUCAUUGUGGUUUUCCAGAGAAAAACUUCCCAAUGCAUGCAGAGAAAUUGGCUCAGAAGGGUUAUAGGGUCCUUGUCGUUGAGCAAACAGAGACACCUGAACAGCUUGAGCUUCGUCGUAGGGAAAAUGGCUCUAAAGACAAGGUUGUCAAACGUGAGGUAUGCGCAGUUAUCACGAAAGGAACAUUAACUGAAGGUGAAAUGCUCGCUGCAAGCCCUGAUGCAUCAUAUCUUAUUGCAGUGACUGAAAAUUACCAAACAUCUGUAAACCAAGUUGAUGGCCGGACUUAUGGGGUCUGUCUGGUUGAUGUUGCUACAAACAAAGUUAUUCUAGGACAGAUUACAGAUGAUUCAGAUUGCAGUUCUCUCUGCAGUCUAUUAUUGGAGUUUAGACCCGUGGAAAUAAUAAAACCUUCCAAGUUGCUUAGCCCUGAAACCGAGAGAGUACUUAUUAGACAUACAAGAAACCCACUAGUAAAUGAGUUGGAUCCCCUCUCUGAAUUUUGGGAUGCUGAAAAGACCAUGUAUGAAGUCAAGAUUAUGUAUCAACGUCUUAAUAAUACAUCAUCUCAAUCUUGUCAAGAUGAAUCAACUAUUUAUCACAUGAACUCCACUGAUAAGGAUUCUCAAUUGGGGAAUUUACCGAGUGUGCUGUCUGAGCUUGCUAAUGCAGGAGAAAAAGGGAUUCAUGCCCUUUCAGCUUUUGGAGGAACUCUAUUUUAUUUAAAGCAAGCUUUUCUGGAUGAGAGCUUACUCAAGUAUGCAGAGUUUCAAAUACUCCCGUAUUCUGGUUUUGGUGAGAUUGCUCAAAAAAGAUAUAUGGUUCUUGAUGCUGCUGCUCUUGAAAACCUGGAGAUAUUCGAGAAUAGCAAAAACUCUGGUUCUAACGGGACCUUGUAUGCUCAGAUGAAUCAUUGUGUAACAUCAUUUGGGAAAAGGCUACUUAGAACAUGGCUUGCAAGACCUUUAUAUCACGUGGAGGCAAUCAAAGAACGGCAGGAUGCAGUAGCAGCGCUAAAGGGUAUUAAUCUACCAGCUGUACUUGAGUUCAGAAAAGAGAUAUCAAAACUUCCUGACAUGGAAAGGUUGCUUUCCCGAACAUUUGCUAGCAGUGAAGGUAAUGGCAGAAAUGCAAAUAAAGUGGUAUUAUAUGAGGAUGCUGCAAUGAAACAGCUACAACAGUUCAUCUCAGCUUUAAAAGGAUGUGAACUAAUGGUGUGUGCGUGCACUUCACUUGGCUUGGCUUUGGAAAGCACUAAUUCAAAGUUAUUACACGAUCUCCUAACACCUGGUAAAGGACUUCCAGAUGUUAAAUUUACUCUAAAGCAGUUAAAAGAUGCUUUUGAUUGGGCGGAAGCAAAUUGUUCAGGUCGUAUCAUUCCUUGCGAAGGGGUUGAUGAGGAGUAUGAUGCCGCUUCUGAAUCCCUUAGGAGGGUUGAACUUAAUCUUGUGAAGCACUUGAAGGAACAACGAAAGUUGUUAGGAGACGCAUCGAUAAACUAUGUCACAAUUGGGAAGGAUGCUUACCUCUUGGAAGUGCCAGAAAGUUUGUGCAAUCGCGUUCCUCAGGAAUAUGAAGUGCAAUCAUCCAAAAAGGGUUAUUUCCGGUACCGCAAUCCAGUUAUUAAGAAGCUUUUGGUAGAGCUUUCUGAGGCUGAAGCUGAGAGAGAGUUGACGUUGAAAAGCAUUUUUCGAAGGCUUAUUAAGCGUUUCUGUGAGCAUCAUAGUAAAUGGAGAGAACUAGUUUCUACUAUUGCAGAACUGGAUGCUUUGGUCAGUUUAUCCAUUGCUAGUGAUUAUUAUGAAGGGCCAACAUGCCGCCCACAUUUAAGGGAAUUAUCCUCUCACAAUGAUGUGCCAUGCCUAGUUGCUAAAAGCUUAGGGCAUCCUAUCAUUGUAAGUGAUUCUCUAGAUAAAGGAGCAUUUGUCUCCAAUGAUGUUACACUUGGUAGUGCUGAACAUUCGAGCUUCAUCCUGCUAACUGGGCCUAAUAUGGGAGGAAAGUCUACUCUUCUGCGCCAAAUCUGCUUGGCGGUGAUUUUGGCACAGGUUGGAGCCUAUGUACCAGCGGCAUCCUUUGAUCUGUCCCCCGUUGACAAUGUCUUUGUUCGUAUGGGUGCUAAAGAUCAUAUUAUGGCUGGUCAAAGUACGUUCUUGACGGAGCUCUUAGAAACUUCAUCAAUGCUGUCUUCUGCUACCCGAAAUUCUCUUGUUGCGCUGGAUGAACUUGGCCGCGGAACAUCAACAUCUGAUGGACAAGCAUUAGCUGCUGCAGUUCUUGAACAUUUUGUUCACAAAGUACAAUGCCGAGGGUUGUUUUCUACUCAUUAUCACCGAUUAGCCAUUGAUUAUCAGCAAAAUCCCAAGGUCUCUCUCUGUCACAUGGCAUGUCAAGUUGGCAAAGGACUAGGAGGUUUGGAGGAAGUUACUUUUCUUUAUAAGUUGACACUGGGCACAUGCCCUAAGAGUUAUGGUGGAAAUGUUGCACGGUUGGCUGGGGUUCCUGAUAUUGUACUACAAAAGGCUGAUCAAAAGUCUCAAGAGUUUGAGCGAAUAUAUGACAAGAGGUCAAGAUCCACAGGAAUGUCCAGUAAGAAUUGGGAUGAAAAAGUGAUAAAAGUAAUAUGGAGCUUGGUACACCUUGCUGAUUAUGAUGAAUGCCGUGGCAGUGAUGUUGUUGGUUUAUUGAUCGAUUUACAACAUAGAGCGAAAAUGCUUUUGGGCUAAGCUAAGCUGAAUUAGAGCGGCUUUUGUAAUGUUCUCUGACUCACGCAUUUGUAUAUAUGCUUCACUGUAUCAUUUUGAGAGUUAUUGCUGCAAGACCGAUGUAUUUAGUUGCUCAGCUAUUCCUCCAGAUUAGGCGCAAGUACCGCAAAACAUCUGCUUUUUGAUAAAUCGUGUGGCAGUUUGGGGUGUUUAUAUUAAGGCCUUGGUUCAUAGAUCUUAGAACAUAUCCAAAGUUGAUAAGAUACAGGCACUGUUUUAAGAAGUGAAUUUCGGGUAUUGAGUAUAUAACACCACAUCUAUACAAAUC